AUGAAUAGUGAUGACGGUGAUUCCGUUGGUAAUCUGGAAGGUUGUUGUAGAUAUAGUACAAGCAAAGCUGGCAUGGAAGGUUUAGACAAAGCUACAAUUAUGGAAAUUAUAUUGGAGAAUUCUAAAGGGUCAAAGUUUUAUGAGAAUGAAUUGAGGCGGGAGAAAACUCUUCGUCAACAAAUUGAACAGAAACUUAAAAUUAUAAAAUCACUUACACCAGCAAUGUUACAAAGUGGUGAAUUAGAAGCCGAUAAAAUACUGAAAGAUUUAAGACAGAAGCGACGUUUUUCUCGAACCAUUGUACAUGUGGAUAUGGAUGCAUUUUAUGCAGCUGUUGAAAUACGUGAUCAACCCGAACUUCGACAUCAUCCAGUUGCUGUUGGUAGUAACAGUAUGCUAUCAACUAGCAAUUAUAUUGCUCGACGAUUUGGUGUACGUGCUGGUCUACCUGGAUUUCUAGGUAAAAAACUAUGUCCUCAAUUGAAAAUUAUACCAUGUGAUUAUGUAAAGUAUACUGCAGCUAGUCGUGUAGUACGAUCUGUUUUAAUGGAGUAUACUAUUUCUGAACGAACUGGACAAGAUUCUUGUGAAUCAGAUAAUAUUCCAUUUUCAGCGGUUAGUUUAGAUGAAGCAUAUCUGGAUAUAACAGAUCAUUUGAUAAAUCGUUGCGAUUUCCCUGUUGAACGACGUACAUUUUGGCCUAGAGCAGCACCUGGAGCGCCUAUGCUAGUUUGCCGUUGUCGGUCACGUUCUAAGAAUUCACAAUCGCAUAAUUUGAGUAAUGACUGUACUGAUAAUCAAACUGCACUGCUUAUAGAUGAUCAUUCACAGAGUAAUUCUAAUUCUUGUCAAGAAACAAAUACUGCCCAAUCGCUUCCGAUAAUAAAACCAAAAUAUUUUGAUCCUGAAUUAGCUGUAUGCAAUGAAUGUGGAUUACUUUGUAAAUCUGGUCGUCGAAUAUUUGGUUUAUCAGCUUGGGAAGCUGUUCGAGAAAUGCGAUUUCGUGUUUUUUGUGCUACACGUCUUACUUGUAGUGCUGGUCUUGGUCCGAAUACAUUGAUUGCGAAAAUUGCCUCUGAUUGGAUAAAACCAUGUGGUCAACAUGAAAUCGCUAAUACAUCAGAAGCUGUAGAUAAAUUUAUGCAAACUAUGCCUGUGAGAAAAGUUCCAGGAAUUGGACACGUUACUGAACGUCGAUUAGAUGCAUUUGGCAUUAAAACAUGCUCUGAUUUAAUUGAUAAACGUGGUUUACUUUGGCAUGUAAGCACCAGGAUCACAAUGCAUUAUUACAUGCGUAUCGCAUUAGGUCAUUCUGAUGAUCGUUGGUUAAUUAAUAUUAAAAAUCCUUUGGAUGAAAAGUUAAAUAAAUCUGGCAUGAUUGAUAAUGAUGCAGAAAACAAUACUCCUCAAGUAGAAUUGAAUCGAAAGAGUAUGAGUGUAGAAAGAACAUUUUCAAAUACAUCCGAUGAAACUGAAUUAAUGCAUCGUUGUGAACAACUUGCUCAAAUGUUAUCAACUGAUUUAAAAGAGGAACAUGUUAAAGGUCAAUUAAUCACACUUAAAAUGAAAUUAGAUACAUUUGAAGUUCGAACAAGAUCACAACUCCUGCCAGAUUACACGAAUCAUACAGAGAUUAUCAAUUCAUUCGGUCGUGAAUUAUUACAUGAAGAAAUGGUAGCGUGUAAAUCGAAUCCACUGGUGAAUAAACCACUUACUCUACGUCUUAUGGGUUUACGCAUGUCCAACUUAUUGCCAGUUGAAAUGUGUCCACAAAUUCGUCAACGUAGUGUUGAGGAAGCUUUUAUGUUUGCUAUGACGAAUAAUAAUAUUAGUCCUGAAAAAUCUACUACUAUCUGUACAACUUUAUUGCACACAGAUACAUCUACGCAAUCUAUUAAAUCGCCUAACACAAUGUCUUCACCUAAAUCAGUUCAAUCAUCAAAAAAUAAACUAACAAAAAGGUUAACAAAAUCGAAUCAGAAAAAUGAUAAAAAGAAGAAGACUUGUAAUUCUUCUUCAUUGAUUACACAAUGGACUACAACAUCUCCACUUAGUAGAUGUAAUGAAGUUAGUCUACUACCAUCUUCAUCCACUCCACUGAAUUUAUCGCUUGAACCUUCAUCAUCAUCGUCGUCAUCGUUAACAUUAGCUUCAUCGUCGAAUGGUACUACCACUUGUUCAGUGAUUACAUGUCCUGUGUGUGAAAAAGAUUUCCGAUUUUCUUCAGAAGACAAGUUCAAUUAUCAUUUGGAUGAAUGUUUAAAUAGAUCAGCUAUUUUAGAAGUUGUGAAAGAGACAUUUACCAGUAAUCAGUUAUCUGAAGCAGAUCCUUGUCCAACAACAUCACACUCAUCAUCACAUGAUAUCAAUAUUCGAAAAUCAAAAUUGCCAAAACUUGAAAUCAACGAAUCCGAAACCAGCACCACCACCACAACAACAACAACACCGAAGACAACAACUACCACGACUUCUCAUGGACCACUUGAUAAAUUUAUUGUUCAUCCAACUACUGUACAUUUUAAUUAA
This is a messenger RNA of Schistosoma turkestanicum, 2526 nucleotides long. The record is from the annotation of a GenBank genome assembly. NCBI's taxonomy places the organism in Eukaryota, Metazoa, Platyhelminthes, Trematoda, Strigeidida, Schistosomatidae.